Fusarium vanettenii 77-13-4 is the source of this 3750-nucleotide messenger RNA. RefSeq lists its product as uncharacterized. The transcript has 11 exons. Lineage: Eukaryota; Fungi; Ascomycota; Sordariomycetes; Hypocreales; Nectriaceae. The coding region runs from base 1 to 3750 and encodes 1249 amino acids. Gene Ontology annotation, molecular function: protein kinase activity; ATP binding. Gene Ontology annotation, biological process: protein phosphorylation. The record is from RefSeq and is a predicted model, not a curated record.
AUGUCUGACGGAUCAAUAACGGCGACGGAGAGUGAGAUACCACUCGCUGAUUGCAUCGUUGCGAGCUAUGUCAGAAGCAAGAUUAGCACCGACCGGGAGCAAAAGUACUUCCCUGAAGGCUCAGUCGAGCGACUCAUCACUCCUUUUUCCAUCAGGGAAGAGCUCAGCGAUAUACCAAUCGAGCCAGAGUUGUUGGAUAAUCUGAUCAGCUUUAUCGUGACCCGAGCGAAAAAGGUCUUCACAAUCACUAUCCUCUCGCAACUCAGCGGACUCGACCUUUACAACGCCAUCAAGACUUUUCAAGACGUGGGCUUCGACGAUGACAAGCUACCGGUGCUACCAGACCGUCAUGCUGACCUCAUGUCGGCUGCGUUCAAGGGGCGGAGACUAUGGAAUGCAGUCCGAAAGGAAGGAUUCUUAACAGACCAGUGGGGUCUUCUCGUGCCCGUCUUCACCAGACCACAAUUGAUGCAUUCGCUCCAGGAGAGCGCCAUCCUUCCCCUUGAGCGUGUCAGCAGUGCCUUCAAGGGAGGCACUUUUGGCGAUGUUUAUGAAGCCACUGUACACCGGGCCCAUAUGGACGAUGAGCUUUUCAAGCGAAAUGGUUCUCGUACCAAUAUUGCGGUCAAAGAGAUCAAAGCCAGUCAACUGUUGCAAGGAGAUGUCCAAAAAGCCUACGACAUCGAGGCUCUGGCACUCGCGAGAAGCAGCAAAGUUGAGCACGAAAACCUGAUCCCAUGUCUUGCUGCGAUCGAGAAGGGCUCGAUGCAUUACUUCCUGUUCCCUUGGGCCGAUGCUGGCAGCCUUGAGGAUUUUUGGCAGAGUAGUCCAAAGCUCAACCUGGAUUUUCUAAUGGAUGUCUUUGAGCAACUGCGUGGACUUGGGGCGGCUCUUGAGAAGCUUCACAACUACGACGAUAAGAAGGCCGCGGUUGAAAGCGAUGGACGUCCCGCUUCGCCAUCAGGUGGUAUCAGACACGGAGACUUGAAGCCCGCAAACAUUUUGAUCUUUAAAUCAGACGACCCCAAGCGAAUUGGAACCAUGAAAAUUGCAGACAUGGGUCUGGCCAAGUAUCAUCAAGUUCAGACUCGUCUACGAAGGAAUGCAACAAGCUCCAGAUACGGGACGUCUCGAUAUGAACCGCCUGAAGCGGGAGUCUCGAAACUCAACACAACCCCCGCUAUGUCUCGGCUCUACGACACAUGGUCUAUGGGAUGCAUCUUCCUGCAGUUUCUCAUCUGGCUUUUGCAAGGAAAGGAAGCCUUGAGGAGUUUCAACGAAUCCAUCCACGAGUACAACAUCAAGAACCAGUGGGGAUCCAUGUACGAUCUGGAGCCACCAUACUACAUCAUCGGAUCCGACAACAAAGCUCAGCUCCAUCCUCUCAUUGUACAGCGGUUUGGAGAGCUCUCUAGAAGCUGCACACGCAACACAGCGAUUGGAGAUCUCCUUCAUAUCGUCAAGGCCAAACUGCUCAUAGUUGAUCUCCCAAGCAGUCGAGAGCGACCUACAAGCAGAUGGGUUUCCUUGAGCGAGUCUAGACCACGAUAUCGCGCUACAGCACAGGUUCUUAGGGAGCGUUUGGAUCUCAUCGAACCGAGAGAAUGCACCACCGCCAUCGCUGUACGCACAGCAAUCGUCGAGUACCCUGCAUCCGGACUCGGCUGGGCUAAGGAAGCGGAUCAAACAGCUGAUCAGGCCAAUUGCACAAAUGAGAGGCCAUUUUUGCAUUGUGUCUGCGCAUACAAUCUAUGCCUCACUCCCCAUCAUUGGGAGGUGAUGCUAACUUUCUCAGCACAACACAACGAUUUCGCCUUCAAAAUUAUCGAUGCAGGAGAUAGUCCUGCACUCGAGCCUUUCUCUCACGGAGAAGCUGAGCAACUCUGCGACAGCUGCAAGGACCUCGAUUUUUGGACCACCGGAUUUCACAUCGAGGAUAAUCUUUCAGAGCUCAAAGUGCGCCAAGAGAGUUGUCAAUUCUGUAGCAUGAGGUGGGAGGCCUGCAAGUAUCUUGAAGGCUAUUCUCCCUCUGCCAGGUUUGACAGGAUUGAUUCGGUGGUGAAACUCAACGAGAGUGACCCUCCUGUCUUUUCUAUUUGCAGUGGCCCCGGCCUGAAUCUGCCGGCCUCACUACAGGUCGGAAUCCCGCAAGUAACCGAAUUGGCAAGAACAACAUAUCAGAUCAGGUUAAUCAACACAUGGAUAAAAGAAUGCGAUGAGAACCACCCCAAGUGCAGAGGGUUGCCUCAGAAGGACGGACCUGGUAGUCGUAAAGCUUUUCAACUGCCGACCAGGCUCAUCGACAUUGGCCAGCCUGGCUCCAAGAUCCAGCUGUACGAGACACGACCCGAUGACAAGACUGAAAACCUCAAGUAUAUCGCGUUGUCUCAUCAGUGGGGAGACCCUACCGCCAGUAACCAUUUCCGAACCACGACCCAGAACUACGCCGCCCACCUCAACAAUAUUGACUUCUACAAGCUCCCGGACACCUUUAAAGAUGCCGUCACCAUGGCCCGUGACAUGGGCAUUCGAUAUCUCUGGAUCGACUCCAUUUGCAUCAUUCAAGGCCCAGAUGGCGACUUCAACACCGAGUCUCAGAGAAUGGAAGAUGUCUUUAGUUCUGCCUACUGCGUCAUCGCCGCAAGCUGUGCUCGAGAUCAAUGGGAUGGGUUCCUCAAGAACAGACCUGAAUCUGAUUCGAGACGUUUUGCGACAUUCAGAAACGGCCGAGAUCCGCCAUUCUACGUCUGUCAGUUUCUGGAUGACUUCAACACCGAUGUUCUUGAAGGACCGUUGAACAAGAGAGGUUGGGUACUUCAGGAGAGAGUCUUGGCUCGUCGGACGAUCUUCUUUACUGACAAGCAGAUCUACUGGGAGUGUGGCAACGGCGUUCGAUGUGAGACUCUAACACACAUGAAAAAUGAGCUGGCGGCUUUCCUUGGAGACCCCAACUUCCCGGAAAUCGCUAUCCACUCCCCACGAGCCGACCGAGAUACCUCUCACGGCGAAAAGAUCCUCUACUAUCAAGAUCUCUACAAGACCUACUCUCGACUCGCCUUUUCCAAACCCGAGGAUCGAUGCGUGGCAAUGAACGGUUUGGAACAGAGACUUAGUCGAGGCUUCGUCUGCAACGGCAAAUUUGGCAUCCUGGAUGACAAAAGUCUCUUUCACAGGAGCUUACUAUGGAGACGAGCUGUGACUGUGAAUUCUAUGGAGAAGAUUUCGUUCCCGGCAGACAGACAGCAAGUGCCUUCUUGGUCUUGGAUGGCUGUGAAGGGUGAGAUGGAUUACAUCCCGGUGCCGUUCGACACGGUAGACUGGGAAACCAAUCUCAAAUCUCCUUUGAGACACACCUUGACAUUCAAGGAUGAACAAAGCAGAACUAUGGAGAUCAGAGCUAAAGCUAACGAACUGACCCCUGACCACGGUGAUGAUCUUGAGGAGUUCUAUGACCGAGUCUCUGAUCAUAAAGGGACCCUACGCAGGGUGCUAUGCGUUGUUGUUGGGAGAAGCAAAGGUUCAGAUCGAAUCGAGGAGAAGUUUCACUACGUUCUUCUCGUGUCUCCUAAACCGUCUUCUGGACCAUGGGUGUACUUCCGAAAUCUAUCACUGAGCCAGCUAUGCAUUCAGCCCCCAAGUCCUACUUCCCCGUUCAGCCAGAAUGGCCCGGAUUCGCUUAUGCAGCUUCGUAGCAAGCGGUCCGCACUCUAUGCGUUUGAAGCUAUCGGCAUCAGCUGUUUCGACUACUAG